Messenger RNA from Callorhinchus milii (elephant shark), 1091 nucleotides. RefSeq names its product leucine rich adaptor protein 1-like. Bases 93 to 704 code for a protein of 203 amino acids. The record is from RefSeq and is a predicted model, not a curated record. NCBI's taxonomy places the organism in Eukaryota, Metazoa, Chordata, Chondrichthyes, Chimaeriformes, Callorhinchidae. Gene Ontology annotation, biological process: positive regulation of canonical NF-kappaB signal transduction. The transcript has 2 exons.
GGAGGGAGUGAGGGCGGAGGGCGCCGUUCGCUAUGUGACACCACCGCACCGUCUGAUAGUAUCUCUCUCUCUCUCUCUCUCUCUCCGGGAGGAUGGAGGGAGAGUGCGCUCCGCCGGAGCUGAAGGAUAUAGAGCUCAAGAUGGGCUGCAAAGUGCCCGAAAGUUUGCUCCGAGCAUUGCGGGAGGACCGGUUGGGGAGACACAGGGAGGUCCGAGAGGAGGAGGGGGCGCCCCGGGCGGACCCCCAGACCCACAGCCGCUGCAGCGCCCGAGAGAGACUGCAAACCAAGAUCUGUCUCUUGAAACUGGAGAUGGCUCAUCUGAGGGCAAUCGAUGGCAAGCUGAUGCACCAGUUACUUUCCAUCAAUGAGGGUAUUGAGUCGAUCAAAUGGCUAAUGGAGGACAAAGACACCGUGGCUAGCAGGGGCAGCAGUUUGGCUAGCAGUCUGUACAGUUUAGUCGAAAGCCAGGACACUUCACACCGAGGCAGCUGUAACAGCCUGCAAAACGGCAGCGAUGAACUUGACGGGAUAUCCGUGGGGAGUUAUCUGGACACGUUAGCAGAUGACUUACCAGACCGCUACACCCCCAAUGACUUGGAUGCUUUCUCAGAUGGUCUUGCAACAGAUGAUUCCCACAACACUGAACCCAUCAAAAAGGCCUGCAGAGACGACUCCGACGAUGGAUAUUACUGCUUCGGAUAACCUGGGUGCUACCAAGAAGAUGCAAGGCUAACUUGAAGAUAGACAUUUUGCUGAAGAUGGAGAUUUUAGCACUUUGUUAAAUUUGAUGCUUGGGGACAUUGUUCACCAAAUACAUUCCAAACGUUACACAAACAUGUUGUAAAAUGCUCCUUCAACAUUACUUUGUCAUUUCUUUCCAAAGGGUGUUUUUUUUAAAAAAAAUUAUUGUAUAGGAUUGAUCGUAUACAUACACCUAGGUUAAUUUAUUGUAAUUUUUUUAAAGAAAAGGGAAAAUGCUGUUUUCAGUUUGUCCUGUGAUGCAGAGAUGUCAAAGGAGUUUAUACUGUGUAUCUGGAGCAGGGGCAAAACAGAUUAAUAAUAAAAACCUUUAAUUGUUUAUAGAAUAAA